Molecule: messenger RNA, 3856 nt
Organism: Stegastes partitus (bicolor damselfish)
Lineage: Eukaryota; Metazoa; Chordata; Actinopteri; Pomacentridae
Exons: 9
Coding region: 106-1794 (562 amino acids)
Molecular function (GO): GTP binding
Source: RefSeq, a predicted model, not a curated record
GAAGAGAUAAGACGCCUUUCCUCGCGGAAGCAGCAGAGUUUCAGUUUAUGUUUCUGACAGCAGAUAUUAUAAAUUUGUCUUUUUAAAUAAUAACCUCAUCUAAACAUGCCAGUGCAGACACGGAAAAACAGGAGAGGACGUUAUGAACGUUAUGUCAACGGUCGACACUUAAACCUGGAUGAUUUGAAACAGGAAGCUCAACAUUUGGGAAACCAGUACCUCUCCAAGGAAAACAUCCCAGAAUACCCCCAUCCGGAGUUCCAUGUGGCUCAUCUGAAACACGACACAGAUCAAUGGGGGUUACGUGGCAUCAGGAGGGACGAAGGCUUCAGGUUUCCACACAACAGCUCCAGGGAUCCACACAGAGGCAUCCUGCUGUGGUGGAGUCUGGCUGUGAGCCCUGACGAGGUGAAGGCAGCUGAGACGAGGCUCCUACAGCAGAAAUUCUCCAACCUUACAGAGGAUCAGGCCGCCAUGCAUCCCAACUUCCUCUAUAAGUUUACCACCUCUCCAGCCUUCUCAGAGAAGUCCAGGCUGGGCUCGUACCGCUUCACCUUCCCCCUGGAGGAGGUGCUGGAGGCCUACCGCCUGCAGUUUUGUUCUGGGGAUCAGCCGGUCAUGCGGGUGUACGAAACUGUCCUGUACAAACAGGAAGUGCAGCACACUGUGUUGGUCCACAGUCCAGCCAAUCAGGAGCUCUUCUCCAAGUAUCCUCUGCUGACUGACGACCCGAACGCCGUCUGUGUUUACAAAGAUGGCCGCUUCAUCUGGAGGCCGUACGCCAUAAGUGAGACACACGGGUGUAAGCUGAUCUGCAGACCUGAAAAAAACCAAAUGGACGUUCAGAUGUCUUUGACAAUGUUUUAUAUUUGGGAUAACGUCGCCAUCGCCCCGCAUGUGGACAAACAGGUGCUGGAUUUUGAUGCUGAUCAACUGAGAAAGAACCUCAAGUUCUGCGAUCCAGGCGAAGUACCAAUCGGGACUUUCGAAAGUUUGGAGGACGCUGAAAACCAGGUUAAGAGUUUGUGGCCGGACUGUGACUCCCCACUGGAGAAGGAGUGUUCACUAGAGCAGCGUUUCAUGGACCUCAGACUGGUUCUUGUUGGGAGGACUGGAUCAGGGAAGAGCUCCAGUGGGAACAUCAUACUGGGAAGAGAUGCCUUCAGUGCUGGUGGUGCUGCUGCAGAGAACACUCAGUGCUGUCUGCAGACAAAGAAGGUGUUCAACUGGGAGGUGACCAUCGUCGACACUCCUGGACUCUCAGAAACAAUGGAAAGACAGUCGGAGAUCUUAAAAUGCAUCGACAUGUUGGCCUCGGGGCCCCACGCCUUCCUGCUGGUCAUCAAAGUGGGAACCCUCACCGAUGAAGAACAAGACACCGUGAGGCAGAUGGAGGAGAUCUUUGGAAAGAACGUCUGGAGGCACACCAUCGUAGUCCUCACCCACGACGACCAGCCGGAGACAGAUGUUCAGAUUCUGGAUAGAACCAAAACUGAGCUGAAGAAGAUUCUGCCCUGUCGUGUGGAAGACAGAUGCUACGUCCUCAACAACAAACAGCAGGUCUGGGAUCUGCUGGACAAGGUGGCUGCUGAAAACAACGUUUACUCUGUCAAGGACAGAGUCAUCCGGGUGCCAGACCUCAGACUGGUUCUUGUUGGGAGGACUGGAUCAGGAAAGAGCUCCAGUGGAAACAUCAUACUGAGAAAAGAUGCCUUCAUUACUUGUCGUGCUGCUGCCAGUCCAUCCUCAGGGAACGCUCAGUGCUGUCUGCAGACAAAGAAGGUGUUUAAAUAGGAGGUGACCAUCGUCGACACUCCUGGACUCUCAGAAACACCUGAAGUCAAGACGGAGAUCAGGAGAUGCGUCGACAUGUUGGCCCCAGGGCCCCACGCCUUCCUGCUGGUCAUCAAGGUGGGAACCCUCAUCGAUGAAGAACGAGACACCGUGAGGCAGAUGGAGGAGAUCUUUGGAAAGGAUGUCUGGUGGCAUACCUUCGUAGUCCUCACCCACAACGACCAGCCAGAGACAGAUGUGGAGCUUCAGGUGAUUCUAGCUAAAGACAAGCUGAAGAAGAUUCUGCCCCAGAGAGUAGAAGACAGAUACUACGACCUGAACAUCAACCCCAACUCCAGCAAGAAGAACCGUUCCGCUCAUUUGCUGAACAAGGUGGAAAAGAUGGUUGUUGCAAACAGAGGGAAGUUCUACUCUGUCCAGGACAGAGCCAGAAAAAGGAAGAUCACAGAUGUUGAUGGUGCGAUUAUAGAGUGAAGGAAAAAUCUGUCCGUUAAAAAUAUUAAUUAAAUGUCUACAAGGCAACGCUAACAAAUAAUGGAUGGAUGGAUGGAGAUAUAUAUAUAUAUAUAUAUUAUUAGAGAUUUCUCUUGACUCGUUAACAUAACAAUGGUGAAUGCUGACCACUAUAGCCUCUCCGGCCAAAGAGACACAGUCAAUGGAGUUUUGGUUUGCAAUAUUUAUUCAUCGCUUCAUGUCCAUGGUUGUUCUGAAUAAAUAAACAAUAACCCAAACACAAAAUUAGUGACUAAUCAACAGAAGGAAAUAUAACUAAACAUCAACCAGUAAUUAAACUCCCCCAGAAAUAAAGAAGAAAUCAUCUUACGGAUUAGUCACACAUGGAUCUGUUGAAGAGGGAUUCCCAGCUUGCUUCAAAUGUAUGGAGAGAUGUUUGCAGCUCACCGACCAGCCUCAAAUGCAUGCAACCAGCUCUUCUUCUCUCACCUGUUUUCCGUUGGCAAUCAAGGCAGGCUUUGAGGCACCAGCCCUUCAGUGGCACACCUGUCUUGCGUUAGGGAAUCAUGGGAGGCUUCAGGGCACAGGUGUCCACCAGAGGCAGCCAUUUCCCCAUUGCCAGCAGGGAAUUUGUAACAUAUAUAUAUAUGUGUGUGUGUGUGUGUGUGUGUGUGUGUGUAGGUGUGUGUGUGUGUGUGUGUAGUCUUCUGCAGCAGAGUCCAUUCUAAAAGAGGCCGAUUUAACAUAAAAUAAUUACAAAAAACAUGUUUUGGUUUAAGUUUGUAUCCUUGUUGUUGUCGAGUGUGUCCAUUUGUGUUUUCUGCUCUAACUAAUAUGUGUAAAGCAUUUUGAUCUGCAGAAGUUUUGUUGCAGUUUGUUAUUUUUCUUUUUUAAGUUUACCUCACUCUGGGAUCAUUUUUGACUGAAAUAUAAAGUCCUGCACCUCUAUAGAAACAGCACAACCACGACUACAGCGAGAACAAAGUCAUGUCUUUUGCACAAGAUGACUCAGUGGGAAUGACACAAAAAGUAAAUAACGAAAGUAAAAUUCUUUUGAAAAAGAUAAAAAAACAAAAAGAAGAAAUAACAUGCACAACAUUUGGAGUGACAUAAAUCAGAGAAAAUUGAAUUUAUCUGAAUAUUUAUUUCACAAAACGCUACAAAGAACCUGGAAUCAGCAUGAACAACAUGAAUUACAAAAUAAAUCUGAAUAAUCAUAAUGAACAGAAAAUGAACUUAUCCCACAUUAUUCCAUCAUUUCUUUUGGACUACAUGUAAAUUAAUACUUUUUAUUUCUGUGAUUUGACUGGAUGUUUCUUCUCAUUUAGUAAAACACAGAAAAUCUGUAAACCUACAAUAAAACAAAUGAUUAUCCAUUUUGUAUUUCUUAAAUACAUCAUUUACUUUCAUAUAACAGCAAAUAUAUGUAAAGCAAAUGUAUUUAACACAGUUUCAAUGUGGACAUUAUUUACAGUUUUUGCCUGUGUUUUUGUUUCUGCUUCUUGUUCUAUUUUUACACACAACAUGUAAACAACAACACUUGUGUACAAACCUAUUCAUCAUUUCUCAGUCCUCUGCAAAAUAAAACUGUUGGUUUUCUGCUCAUUCA